Messenger RNA from Yamadazyma jaroonii, 2334 nucleotides. The record is from the annotation of a GenBank genome assembly. NCBI's taxonomy places the organism in Eukaryota, Fungi, Ascomycota, Pichiomycetes, Serinales, Debaryomycetaceae.
AUGAGUUUAAAUUUAUCUAAGGAUGAAUUAAAUUCUGUCAGGAAUUGUUGGAGUAACGUUCAAACAAACAAUAAAUAUCACAAAGAUCAAUUCAUUACCAGAUUAUUUUCCAACUUAUUGGUUUCAAACAUACAAUUAAAACAAGUUUUGAAUAAUGAUUUAAUCAUUAGAGAGCAUUCGAUGUUUUUCAAUGAUAUUUUAAAUUAUUUAGUCAUUUACUUAGACAAUGUUGAAAGAUUGAAUGAAUUCUUGAAUAGCUUCUUCAAGGAAAAUCAAGAUAUUGUUGAAGAGAUAAGCUAUUUAGAACCUAUGGGUACUGCUUUGAUUCAAACUUUCAGACAAUGGUUGGGAAGAGGAUUGUUUAAUGAAUCUCAAGAAAUCUUAUGGGUUCAGAUUUAUAUUCACUUGGCUAAUAAUAUUUUGUUGUUCAAAGAUGAACCAUCAGAUUUUGCUUCAGAUGCUUCCUCGAUUGAAGAAGAUGUUGAAGAUGUUCCUGCUUUACAAAUCAACAAAAACCCAUCUGUUGAAUCCUUCAAAUAUUCCAAAUCUUCAAGUCCAAUGACUCCAGUAUCACCAAUUGUUGAAGAGCAAAUUGAUGAACUUCAAGAAUAUGUUGGCGAAAGACCAAUCGAUUUGAGUAAGCAACCAUCAAUUCAAAUCAAUAUCAAAUCAAAUGAAAAGUACAAAGGUUUCAGAAGAAACGAUUCGAACAUAAUAGACAUCAAAGCUCCUAUUAUGAAACCAAUGGAAUCAAGUCCUGAACCUGUCAUCACUCCAAGAUCACCUAAAAGGAACUCGAGUUCCCAAGUCAAUUUGGUCUUAGAGAAACCCCAAGAAAAGGAACCGGAAGUGAGAUCAAUAUCUCCAAGAUUGAGUAAAUUCAAUAACAUUCAGCCAAAAAUGGUAUAUGAUUCUGACGAAGAGGAAAACAUCAAAUCUGGAUUUGACCCAAGAAUCAAAAGAAAAUCUAGAGAUUAUAAACCUCCUUUACCUCCAAAAGAUUUUGUUCAAUUACCAAAACAACCACAAUCUUCUUUUGUUGAAGACUUCAACAUUGAUUCAAAACCAACGGAAUUGGAUUUAACAUUGGGUGCUAUUGUCGAAAGUGAUGAUGACAUUGAUGUUGAUGACUUGCCAAAUGACAACAGCUCAUCGAUAUAUCAUAGUGAUAACAGUGACCCAUCAAGUCACGACAAUUCAUUAUCAUUACAUUCUUACCAUUCAAGGGGAAGUGAUGGUACUGAAGGCACAGAAGCAACUGAACCAAUGUCAUUAAAUUUGAAUAAAAAUGAAUUAAGAUCCAUGUCUUCCAAUGAAUUCAAAUCUGAUGUUGAAAAUAACAGUAGGGUAUUCUCUAACAAAUACAACUCCAGAACCACUUCCAUCAGUUCAAUUGAACCAGAUUUCAAAUUACAAAAAUCUAUUGAAUCAAGACAAAGAGCUUCAUUAGGUUUCAUGAGAUCGAGUUUCAUUUUGAAGAAAGAAAUUGAAACUUUAGGUUAUAACAGACCUGAAAAUGUAUUUGUUAAACCACCAACGAUUCCAGCUGCUACCCAAUCAAUGAGUAAUUUACCACUCAAUUCUAACAAGAACUUAUCAAAUUCAACUUUGAAAAGGGAUUCGUCUGAUGAGGAACAAGAUCAAAGCUAUGAUAUGAUCAAUUCUUUCAUGCCAAUCACAGAUGUUUCAAAAGAAAAAUACAAAAAAUUCACCUCAAGUUGUUCCAACUUAUCAAGCUACAAAUCGCCAUCAAUGAAAAGACAUACUAGAUCUGUUUCUAAUUUAUCAAUUGCCAGACACAAUAAAUACGAACCAAUGGAGGUUGCUGAAGUUACUUCUUCAUUAAGACCUUCCAAUAAGAGUAUUGGAAGAAUUAAGACCAAGAGAUCUUUCAGAGAUAAAGUUAAAUCAUUCUUUGGUGGCUCUUCAGCUCCAGUUGAAAAGAAGAUUUCAGCUCCAGUAAGCACAACCUUCUCCACGAACGCUUCAGUUCCAAUCGAUAAGGUUAAUAGAAUGGCUUCAAAAUCUACCAUCAAUGUUUCAACUGUCGAUAGUACUAGAGAAUCAUUGGAUAGAUCAACCAAUUUACAUAACUUUGAUAGAUAUGAUAAAUUUGAUAAAAGAAUGAGUAAAAUGUCAAGUGUUAGUGAUUUGAGAUCAAUUAAUACCAUGGAUACCACCGAAUCAACUUCGGGAUUUUCAUUCUUUUCAAGAAGAAAAUCCAUCGAUUCAAAAUACACAACUAGAGGAGACAGAUCAAAAAAGAACAAAUACAAUGUUACUUCUGUCCCAUAUGAUGUGUUCUCUAAAAACAAAUUAGUUUUUAGUAGUUAG